AUGUCAUCGCCUGGUCCAAAAGGGGUGGGAGGACCAGUCCAGCCCACUUCACCCUACUUAACUGCACCAGAUUCAGAACUUCAAAGGGUGUUCAAUUUUGAUGCUUAUCACACCAACUUGUCGAAUGGGUCUUCCUCCCCCUCCGAUACUUUAAACUUGAGCGGCCAAGUCUCAAGCCUGCCCCGCCACAUGAAUGGCAACCAUCACUACGUGAAUUUUUUGCCAAGUGGCGGACAACCUCAUCAUUCGUACCUUACUAUGCCACAAAGUCCUCGAAGUCGAAUCCGGACUUUUACUCAAAAUGGAAGUGGUCAAACAACCCCGUCUGGAUCGAGCAGUGCUGAGACCGUCCGAGAAAUGACCAUGGACGACUGCCAAGGAGGUGGAGAGGAAAUAUUCUCCACCAAUAAGACCAAAGAGCAAUUGUAUAUGGAGGCGAAGGAUAUUCUGGCCAUGGUGAGCAACGGCACCAAUUCGGGGAAGCGAUUCCCUCCGGAUUAUGUCAAUUUGGCGGGAGGAAUUUCUCCAGGAUCUACGGGUCCAAGGCGCCCCCCUAAAUCCAAACAUGACCGAGAUCCGAACAGCCCCAUAACUCAGGGAUCUCAUGACCAUCCGACUUUGCCUAGUCAAGAGGCCACCAACCGGCUUCUAAUUGGUACCACCAUGCUCAAUGGCAACAGAAAAUCGCCAGCUAGAGCAUUUUCACCGGAACGGGAAAUUAUACAGAACUCCCUAGCCACCCUCCGUGUCGAGAAAGAGUCUCAAAUCACGUUGGUUUCAUCCUUGAAGAGACGCUUGACAGAUUUGGAGAUGAAAGAAGAGGAUGACAUUCGCGAGCUCGAAAUGGAACGGUCGCUUCUCAUCGCGGAAUGGGAGCAAGAGACAUAUGCUUUAAACAGGGAUAUCGAGGAAUGCCGGAGCAAACUCCAGAGCGCUGAUGAGGAAUUUCAAAGACUGGAGGAUCUUUUACAACAACUGCGAGGAACUGGGACCGAAGAAGAAAUUGACAUCUUGGAGCAACUUAAACGACAGCACGAGGUCCUGGACAUUGAACGAAAGAUCUUUGAAGACAAGGAAUUCGAGUUCAUGGAAAAAGAUGCUAAACGCGAAGAAGAGAAAGAGAACCUGUCCAAGGAAAUCAGUGAUUUGACGUCGGCCAUGAAGAAGCACGAAAAGCAGCUCCAAAAUGUUGAGGAACAACAGCGCAAGAUCCUCAUGACGGUUCGAAGAGAAACUAGAACCUUGGAGGGUCAGCGACAGAGUCUCAUCAAACAACUGGAAAUGGAGAGGACCAAGUUGUCAUCCAUUGAUGAGCGAAUAUCCAAGAUUAACACCCAUGCAACCCACAACCAUCAAAAGCCACCUAUUCCACGGAACAGAUUUAUCGGAUCCUCGCAAUCUCGGGAUCUGAGCAAGAUUCCCAAUAUGGACUCGGAUCAUUCGGAUUCAGAUGAUGCAAAUGAAGUCAAUCAUUUACACAAGAGCUUGAGUCGAUUGGCCAUGUUGGACAAAUCUUUGGAGGCGGACCUUCAUCGAAUAUCCGUUUUUGAGGAAGACUGUUCCAACGGAUACAACGCGUAUCUGUCAAGUCAGAGCUCUAAGUCCACCAAUAAUCUGGAAUUUCCCACUCCUCUUAUUCGUCCCAAUUCCGCUAAAUCCAAUGGAACUUCCACCAAAGGUGGCCAGUCACUAAAUUCCAUUGGGGGAAGUCAAGAUUCCGUUACCGGUUCUUUCAGUGAUAUCCAUACAGAAAGCUUAAGUAGUGACGAGUCUAGUCGAACCAAGAAUAGCCCUUCGCCAAACUCAGAAAGAACGAAUACCUCGUCCUCGUCCACCACCAGGAACAUAUCUCAGAAUCAUCGCUCAAAGUCCUCAACUUCAUCCGAGUCCAAUCCCUCAACUACCACGCCAGGAUCUAGACAACCCUAUCGUCAUCAUAACCAUCACCUCCACCACCAGCGCCAUGAUACCAGCCAUCAUCCUGUGAUCAUUCCGAGGCCGGGGCAUUCGGAUUUUUCUGAGGUCAGUUCGACUACCAAUGGCUCGAGGCCGUUGUCCGAGGUUUCCUCGUUUUGGGAUGACACCGACAUGCCGAUUGAGGUCAAGCGGAGGCAAAAUAAAGCCACGCAACAAAGGCCGCUAACACGCUAUUUGCCCAUCCGGAACGAACAUUUUGACCUACGUCAACACAUCGAAACAGCCGGACACCAGAUCGAGUUGUGCUCGCAUUUGAUCCUCAAUGCCAGUUCCUGUCGGGGUUACUUGCACAAAUUGGGUGCUAAAUUCAAGACGUGGAACAAACGCUGGUUCGUGUUUGAUCGGCACAAGCGAACCUUGAUCUACUAUCAUGACAAAACUGAAACCAAGGCCAAAGGAGGGAUUUAUUUCCAAGCCAUCGAGGACGUUUACAUCGAUCAUCAGAACCAAGUGAAGUCUCCCAACUCGAAAGUGACAUUUUGUAUGAAGACUGCUGAUCGGCCUUAUUAUUUAAUGGCCCCAACGCCAGAGGCCAUGCGGGUCUGGGUGGAUGUGAUUUUUACCGGAGCCGAAGGUUACCAAGAGUUUAUGAAUCAAUGAACGAAGGAUGGAUUCCUCCGCUAAUUUGCCCUUCAAGUCAGAAGAAUAAAAAUGUCAUUCACGUUCAUGGGUACUUAACACUCACCCAAGAACUCUUUUACGCAGAGCACACCUCUCACAUCUCUCAACUAAUCCAAUGAAAUGCUAAUUAUUAUUACUUUUGUCAUUAUUAUUAUUAUCAUUAAUAUUGUAAUUGAUAGCGUGAAUUAAUACAUAUGUGUAUGUGCCUAUGGCAUCAUUGCA
This is a messenger RNA of Tigriopus californicus, 2820 nucleotides long. RefSeq names its product pleckstrin homology-like domain family B member 2. The coding region runs from base 1 to 2577 and encodes 858 amino acids. NCBI's taxonomy places the organism in Eukaryota, Metazoa, Arthropoda, Copepoda, Harpacticoida, Harpacticidae. The record is from RefSeq and is a predicted model, not a curated record. The transcript has 14 exons.